Messenger RNA from Malassezia sympodialis ATCC 42132, 2007 nucleotides. RefSeq names its product glycine--tRNA ligase (gene GRS1). Gene Ontology annotation, biological process: mitochondrial glycyl-tRNA aminoacylation. The record is from RefSeq and is a predicted model, not a curated record. Gene Ontology annotation, molecular function: glycine-tRNA ligase activity; ATP binding. Gene Ontology annotation, cellular component: cytoplasm; mitochondrion. NCBI's taxonomy places the organism in Eukaryota, Fungi, Basidiomycota, Malasseziomycetes, Malasseziales, Malasseziaceae.
AUGGCAUCGGCUGUCCAGCCUGAGCAAUCCAUCGUGAAGAAGGAUGCCCACCCUUUUGAGCGCGCGCAGCUCGAGGGUCUUAUGACGAAGCGCUUUUUCUACACGCAGGCGUUCGAAAUUUACGGCGGAGUGGCUGGUCUGUAUGACUACGGACCUAGUGGUGCUGCGCUUCAGGCGAACAUCAUCACCCACUGGCGCAACCACUUUAUUAUUGAAGAGGAUAUGCUUGAGCUUGACACGACCAUCAUGACCUUGUCGGAUGUUCUUAAAACCUCGGGCCAUGUCGACAAGUUUGCCGACUGGAUGGUCAAGGACACAAAGAGCGGUGAGAUUUACCGUGCCGACCACAUGGUUGAGGGCGUGCUCGAGGCGCGCUUGAAGGGCGAUGAGGAAGCACGCGCUAAGGAGGCUGGCCAAGCGUCUGUCGCGACUGAGUCGGCGCCCUCCGCUGACGAGAAAAAGACAAAGAAAAAGGCCAAGUCGGUGGCCGUCAAGCUGCCCGAUGAGCAGGUCGCCGAGUUCCGCCGCAUUCUGGCACAGAUCGAUGACUUUAACGGCGAACAGCUGGGUGAGCUGAUCAAGAAGUACGAUAUUCGCGCUCCUGCGACCGGGAAUGAGGUCUCGGCUCCCACAGAGUUCAACCUCAUGUUUGAAAGUUUCAUUGGCCCCACGGGUCAGACCAAGGGCUACCUGCGCCCUGAGACCGCGCAGGGUCACUUUGUGAACUUUGAGCGUUUGCUCGACUUCAACAAUGGACGUGUUCCUUUUGCCAGUGCGCAGAUUGGCAAGAGUUUCCGCAAUGAGAUCAGCCCUCGUGCGGGUCUUUUGCGUGUGCGUGAGUUCACUAUGGCGGAGAUUGAGCACUUUGUCGACCCCGAGAACAAGUCGCACUCUCGCUUCAGUGAGGUGGCCAACCUGGUACUGCCCUUCCUUCCCGCUUCGACGCAGAAGGCCGGUGACACGACUGUGAAGAAGGUGUCGAUUGGCGAGGCUGUGUCGACGGGUAUGGUGAACAACGAGACCCUGGGCUACUUCCUGGGCCGUAUUUACCUAUUCCUCGAGGCUAUUGGCAUUGAUACGAGCCGCCUUCGCUUCCGCCAGCACAUGGAGAACGAGAUGGCACACUAUGCGUGCGACUGUUGGGACGCCGAGAUUCACACUUCGUACGGCUGGAUCGAGUGUGUGGGCUGUGCCGACCGCAGUGCGUUCGACCUGACGAUGCACUCAAAUAAGACGAAGCGAGACCUAAUGGUGCAGGAGCCGCUCAAGGAGCCGAAGGUGUACCAAAAGUACGUGCCGACGGUCAACAAGAAGGUACUCGGGCCCCUGUUCAAGAAGAACGCCAAGCUUAUUGAGGACACGAUCAUGGCCCUGGACCAGGACUCGCUGAAGCAGAUGCAGGCGGACCUGGAGAGUGGCUCGGCUAAGGUGACGGCUGGCAGCGAGACGUUUGAUGUGACGAAGGAGCACGUCACUGUGGAGUACAAGACCAUCAAGGAGAGCGUGCGCAACUUUAUUCCGAAUGUCAUUGAGCCAUCGUUCGGCAUCGGCCGUAUUUUCUAUGCCCUACUGGAGCACUCCUUCUGGGCACGUGAAGAGGAUAAGGAGCGUGGUGUGCUGAGUCUGCCGCCACUCGUGGCGCCUUUCAAGGUGCUCAUUGUUCCGAUCAGCUCGAACGAGCAACUGUCGCCCCUGGCCCGCCAGCUGAGCAAGAAGCUACGUUCUCUCGGUAUCGCUUCGCGUAUCGAUGACAGUAGCGCGACGAUCGGCCGCCGCUACGCGCGCAACGACGAGCUGGGCACGCCGUUCGCAUGCACGAUUGACUUUGCCUCUGUGUCGAAGGGCACUAUUACGCUGCGUGAGCGCGACACGACCACUCAGCGCAUUGGUACGGUGGACCAAGUUGUGGACGUGGUCAAGCAGCUCUGCGAUGGCCGCCUUGACUGGAAGGGCGCGUGCCAGAUCCUGCCCGCAUACACGGGCACCCAGGAUGUAGACAGCGCGUAA